Molecule: messenger RNA, 1769 nt
Organism: Gastrolobium bilobum
Lineage: Eukaryota; Viridiplantae; Streptophyta; Magnoliopsida; Fabales; Fabaceae
Product: protein SEEDLING LETHAL 1, chloroplastic
Exons: 2
Coding region: 77-1084 (335 amino acids)
Biological process (GO): regulation of DNA-templated transcription
Molecular function (GO): double-stranded DNA binding
Source: RefSeq, a predicted model, not a curated record
CCAGCGAUUCCAAUGAUAUUCAUUAUUCAUAGCCAUAACCACAACACUUCUUCUUCUAUCCCCUGAGACCCCAAAAAUGGUCUCUGCCACUACCACACUCUUAUCCUCCUCCAACCCCAUGUUUUCCACUGAUCAAACCAUUCCCAAAUCCUUCACUGGUCUCUGCAAGCCCUUCCAUUCCAGGGUUCCCACUUCCAUUCCCUUCCAUUGUAGACGACCAACCUUCUUUGUCAGAGCCACUGUUACAAAGUGGCGGUGUCCAACUCCAAAGCAAACUCUCCCUCUCAAUUAUGAUACUGGUUUCCACGAAAAAGUCCUCUUUCUGGAGUCCAUUGGUAUUGACUCAUUCUCACUUAUUGAAAAGUAUCCAAUGCUGAUCACAGCCUCUCUCGCCAACAUAAAAUCCACCGUGGAAUACAUGACCUCCAUGGAUUUCACUGCAAUUGAGUUUCAGCGUAUAGUUGGCAUGUGCCCUGAGAUUCUGACCACACAAGUCUCAGAUAUCAUCCCUGUCUUCACCUUCCUUUUCCGCGAAGCUCAUGUAAGAGGUUCAGAUAUUAAACGGGUUAUAAAUCGUCGUCCGAGAUUGCUUGUCUGCAGUGUUAAUAAGCAACUUCGUCCUACCCUAUACUUCCUCCAAAGUAUUGGCAUAGAAGAGGUAAACAAACAUACCAAUUUGUUAUCAUGUAGUGUUGAAGAAAAGCUUAUACCCAGGAUUAAUUAUUUAGAGAAUAUUGGGUUUUCUCGCCGCGAUGCAACUUCAAUGUUCCGAAGAUUUCCUCAACUGUUUUGUUAUAGUAUUAAGAAUAAUUUGGAGCCUAAAUACAAUUACUUUGUGGUGGAGAUGGGAAGAGAUUUGAAGGAGCUGAAAGAGUUUCCACAAUAUUUCUCAUUUAGCUUAGAGAAUAGAAUUAAGCUUAGGCAUAAACUGUGUGUAGAAAUGGGGGUGUGUUUUCCUCUCCCUGUAUUAUUAAGGACAAGUGAAGUGAUAUUUAGAAAUAGAUUAGAUGUAUGUGUAAAUUCUUCAACACCCUUGAAAACUUCUCCUCUUUGGGGUACUGGUUGUGAUUAUGAUCAAGUAUAGAGAAAACAUUUGCAUUAUAUAUAUACAUUGCUUUUGUAAAUUUCUAAAUGGCGAUUAGGUGCUCUUGGCCUUUCAGCAUGAAAAAGUUGAGUUAAUCAUUCAUGAGUAACCUCUUUUAACAAAUUGACUUUUUUUUGUCACUGGAAAUCUGAUGUUCAAUUUGAAAUAUUGAAUGGCAAUUUUCUUAAAAUUUCCUAUUAACUGCUCCAAUUCUUCAGGAACAACAAUAGCAACAAGUCUUGACAAUCCACAUAUUAUAUGAACUUUCUUCAUAUUUGCUCACUUGUUUCAAAAGAAUGUCCGCUGUAACACCAGGUUCACUGGUUCAGGAAGAGGUGUCAAUCAAAGGUAUCUCAAAAAUUUAGUUCAUAAGAAAAGCAAAGUAAUCAGAGAAACGAAAAUCUUAAAACUUUCUCCUCCUUGGAUAUUAAAAUUUUAUUUCCUUCUCACUACAUAGUAUAAGAAUGUUACUUUUUUUUUUUCUCUCAUGUAACUCUUCAAAUUUUUUGGGCACACAACCUAUAAGUAACUUACAAUUUACAUAACUAUCUUUCCUUUUUUUGUUGUUGUUGUUGUUGAACUUUCGUAUUGUUUGGAAGUAAAAUUAGUGAAACAAUCAAAAUACCUGCAACUGAAGUAGUUUUAAACUUAAUUUAAUAAUUAAACAAAAUUACUUACAACCUCU